Messenger RNA from Aedes aegypti (yellow fever mosquito), 4138 nucleotides. RefSeq names its product PHD finger protein 14. Gene Ontology annotation, biological process: regulation of transcription by RNA polymerase II. Bases 425 to 3940 code for a protein of 1171 amino acids. The record is from RefSeq and is a predicted model, not a curated record. NCBI's taxonomy places the organism in Eukaryota, Metazoa, Arthropoda, Insecta, Diptera, Culicidae. The transcript is spliced from 6 exons.
ACACACAAAUCGCUUUGACAGCAGCAGUCGUCAUUGGAAAGAAAAAUUUUUCGUCAAGCGCUGUUGUUCGUGUUGCAAAAAUUGCUUAUUUUCUGAGAAAACCCGCUUUCAAGCUACUUAAAAUAGUGUUAAAUAGUGCAUUAGAUUGGAUGGAAGCCGUUCCGUGAUCUUAGGUGCAGAAGUUCGUUCUAUUCAAGGGUGAAAACAUCGUUUUCCUAGACGUCAAGUCGAAGACAUUCUCCGGCCGAGUCUGCUGCAAAGUGGAUCAAGAGGUGUUGUGAAGGCGGUCUGUGCGGGUGCGAGUGAGACGGCAUAACUGGUGGGCAGAUUUGAGGUUAGGAUUAGCCAGUUUUUGUUUGCAAACUUUGGCCGCUGAUUGGAGUGAUAUUUUGUUGGGUUGAACUACCGAUUUGAAAAAAAAAAAAUGAAACGAAAAUCAGGAAAUGAUUUGACAACACAAACGUUGUUGGAUUUCGAUCUGGGAGAAAGUUCUUCGGAUUCCGAUUUUAGAAUCGAAGAUCACGAUGACGAUAGCGAUGACUUUUCGGCAAACAGCAAGGAUGAAGACGAUGGCGAUGACGACGGUGACGAUGAUGAUGAUGACGAUGACGACGGGGAUGAUGAUGAUGAAGAUGCCAGUGACGAUGGAGAAGAUGAAGAUGGAACCGAUAGUGGAACAACUGGAAGCGGAUCUAAAGUGGUCGAAUUGCCAAAACCGGGAAUCGUCACAGAAAGAGCUGUCAGUUUGGAAGAUGCUAUGAAGAAAAGCUUGAAGGGAAUUGACAAGGCCACAUUAAAACUCUUGACCAUACCGAUUUGCUGUGCUUGCUUGGGAGAUCGCAGUGACGAUCAAAACGAAAUUGUGGAAUGCGAUGGAUGCGGUGUGACGGUCCAUGAAGGAUGUUAUGGAGUAAGUGAAAGUACCAGCGUCAGUAGCACAAUCUCGUCUUGUUCUACGGAACCGUGGUUUUGCGAAGCAUGCAAAGCAGGAAUUGCAGAUCCGGAUUGUGAGCUAUGUCCAAACAAGGGAGGAAUUUUCAAAGAAACAGAUGUUGGUAAAUGGGUUCAUCUGGUUUGUGCCCUCUAUGUUCCAGGGGUCGCUUUUGGAGAAGUUGAUCAAUUAUCCUCUGUCACACUCUUCGAAAUGCCCUACAACAAAUGGGGUGCAAAGACGUGUAGUCUUUGCGAUGAUACCAAAUUUGCUAGGACAGGAGUUUGCAUCGGUUGUGAUGCUGGAAUGUGUAAGACCUAUUUCCAUGUAACCUGCGCUCAAUACGCUGGAUUACUAUCGGAAGCCCAUUCAGAAGAAGCAGAUCAAGCAGACCCGUUUUAUGCACAUUGUAAGAUUCAUUCAGAUAAAACUUUGAUCAAGCAUAGAAAGCGGAACUAUAAUGCUAUCAGAUUGAAAGCUUAUAACAGAAAGUUGGAACAAGAAGCCAAAAAAAUGGAGAAACCCUCCCCAGAACAAGUACGAAUAGAACGCAAACUGGCUAAACAUAGGAAAAAAUAUGUAAUCCAUAAAGAAACUAAAAAUCCACCUUGGGUUCCUACACAAAAAAUGCCUCGUCUGCUAACCACUAGUGCGACAGCUUGCAAAAAGCUUCUAUUGAAAGCUGAGCUUAUGGGAAUCGACACCACAGCGAUGGAAUUCCAGGAAGCUCAAAUGACUGCCCUGGCCGAUGUUCGUAAAAAAUGGCACAUUCCGCCAGCAUUUAGUGUGGAGUUUAUCGGAUACUACUUAGAUCGAACAGUUCGGCUCAAGGACAUCAAACAAAAUUUGCAAGAACAAGUUUCAACUAACCAAAAGCUACUUGAGGAGCAACAACGGCUGCGGGAUAAGUACGAUUGUGCAAUGAAGGUAAACCAGGCAGCAUUGAACCAAAAUGACGACUUGAAAGAUGCAAUUAAAAAACUGUACGAUGAUAUUCAUGCUCUCUGUCCUAAUAAGGCGCUAAUUCCUAUUGAGCAAAUAGGCAAACCUCCGUCAGUUCCGCCCAUGCAAAAUCCAAACGUGAUUAUAAAUACGCCCAGCUCAACACCGCCAGCGAGAACCAUUACUGUCCCCACGGCUGCGGCACUAAAAAUGGGAGUUGGAUUCCCAUUGCAAAAUCUCAUCGCACCGGGAAAACGAGACGACACUGGGCGCAUCCUCAGUACACAGUGCAAACAAAACAGCGAAGAGUUAUUGAACGAAUGUGGCAUUUGUAAGCGAUGCUCUGAUCAACAUCUGCUAGCGAAAUGCGAUACAUGUCAUCUGUAUUAUCAUCUUGGUUGUUUGAAUCCUCCGCUAACGAGACAUCCGAAAAAGUCGAAACUCUACGGUUGGCAGUGCUCCGAAUGUGAUAAAUCUGAUGAUUCUGGACCGGAGAAUGUUAUUCUCCCGAAGGCCCCAAGGAAAUCACGGACGCGGUACAGUAAAGAUGGAAUUAUCGUUCCGUACGAUAUGCCAUCUCCGGAAUUUGACAGAUCCCCGGAAACUACUCCGAAGCGACCUCGCAAAAGCGGUGGAUUUAGCACGGCUGAAAAUAGCCCCUCCAAGGCUUCAACUUCACUUAAUGGCAUCGAAACUAAAGAGGUUGUUCUCGAAAUUCCAAAAAUAGAUUUGGACUUAGCUGAUAAAUUAGUCGCAGGUGAAUCUUCGAUUGAAAUACCAGAAAAAGGCUCUGUAAAACGUGGUCGAAAGAAAAAGCUCGUCGAUUCAAAUGAAGAAGUCAAACCUCCCAUCAAAGAACAAGUAAAAGAUGAACCAGUAAAAAAGAACACCCCUCCGCUUCCAGCUGAAGUUACUGUUCCAGAGUCAGUUACAGUUCCCAAGGACGAACCUCAACAAUUGUCAUCUAUUGAAUCCAAAACAAAAGAGUUUAACAAAAAGGAUAAAAAGAAGGAAAAGCCGAAGCCUCCGACGCCUUUGAUAGAAUCCAAAGAAAGUAUUGCGUCAGCAUCAAAAUCAUCAAUAGAGGAACAAGAUCCUCUUGCAUCGGGAUCAUCUUCCCAAGAAAUGCUUCUCACUGCAACAGAAUCCACUACAACCAUAUCGACGUCAUCUACCGAAACCAUUCAACCAAAAACAGUUGAACAGCUUGGCCCUUUAGUCCCAAUACCUCUAAUACCUGCUGCCUCCGACGACCUUACCGGGGCUCCUUUCCACAAUCACUCACACAAACACAGCAAACGAAAAAAGGAAAAACAUCGAAACCGGUCGCCACACGAAGACGGAUCCCCCACAAAAGAGCACAAACGCAAACGGAAGCGGAAGAACCACGAUAUAGAAAAUCCCAACGAUGCCGGUGGAAGCGGCGGCAGCAACGUCCCACUUGUUGCAUGCUCUGUUCCGCAGGACGACAAUAGACCGCGCAUCAAAAUCAAGAUCAAAUCUGUACUGGACGGUUCCAAUACGCAUACAAUAUUUUACGUUCCAAAUGACAGCAUAGAGCCGCCAAGGCCCAGCUCCAAAAGCGAAACUGUAGCGACAAGCACUCCAAUCAGUUCGCCAGCCAUUCUGCCUGGCAGCAAAACACAAGCGAAAUCAGAAUCCGCUAGGCAAAGUACGUCUGCUACUACGCUACCCUCUCCGGCCAAAUCUCCAACACCUGCACCAGUAGCUGCUUCGGUGUCAGCACCUAAUGUGAGCACAAAACCACCACCACCACCACCGGUUUCUGGUCGCGGUCGAGGCAGGCGUCUCAGCGUUAUGAGACCAAAUCGACUGAAUGCAUCGCUAAACUCAUCCUCCGGAAAUAACUCUUCGACCGCAGGCGGCGAAUCCAUGUGCGAUGUCUGUCAUCAGCCCGGAACUAACAACAAUCUCGUACAGUGUGAUGAGUGUCACAAAAACUAUCACUUUGGCUGUUUGGAUCCUCCGGUCAAGAAAUCUCCAAAACGUCGUGGCUAUUCGUGGCAUUGUGCGGAUUGUGAUCCCACGGAUACUGAAAAUAACUGAACAACGAAUCCAAAUGAGUGUCGUUGCCGGUGUGAUGAAGAGUGAUAUCAAAUGUACAGGCAAAAAAACUGCUAUGCUGAACGAAUUUCCACAACAGCAUGAACCCAGUCGAAUGAAGUAUUUUCUAUAUGAGAUAUCUUGUAUUAAAUGAACUAUGAAAUAAAUAAGGCAACCCAAUUCUGAAUCUGUAGAAACUAA